This is a messenger RNA of Stylonychia lemnae, 1914 nucleotides long. The record is from the annotation of a GenBank genome assembly. NCBI's taxonomy places the organism in Eukaryota, Ciliophora, Spirotrichea, Sporadotrichida, Oxytrichidae.
AUGGAAAUACCCUGGUACAUUUACUUGAUUAUCAUAAUUCUUUAACUACUCUCAGCAAUGUUCAAUGCACUCAAUAUUGGACUAAUGGGACUAGAUCCCAGAUAUCUUGAGCUUAUGACUCAAGGUCCAUUUGAGAGUAAAGAUGAUGAAUAAAAUGCACAAUAUGCAAAAAAAAUUUAUACCCUUAGAAGAAAAGGAAAUUCAUUACUUACUAUGAUUCUUUUAGGAACUGCUGCAUCUAAUGCAGUAAUAUCUGUACUUAUGGCUGAUAUUGAGGGAGAUAUUAAAGGUUUUCUAUUGUCAACUUCAAUUAUUACCGUCUUUGGAGAAAUUAUACCUCAAACAUUUGCAAACAAGUACAGUUUACAGAUCAGUAGUUUUUUAAGAUGGCCUGCACACUUCUUCUACUAUGCCACAUUUCUUUUCUGUUAUCCAAUAGGAGCUAUCCUCGAUAAAAUUCUUGGUGAAGAAGCUGGAAAUGUGCUAAGCAAACAUUAAAUGAAAAGAAUGUUUGAGCAGUAUGAAAAGUCUAAGUUAUUGAAGCCUUAGGAGAGAAAGAUACUCUCUGCUGUUUUAGAACUUAAAUCAAAAGUGAUUGGCUAAGUUAUGACUCCAAUUGACAAGGCCUUUAUGAUAGAUAUUAAUGUUAAUCUCAAUCAACUUUUGCUUAAGUAAAUUUACAGUGAGGGCUAUUCAAGAAUACCUGUUUAUGAUGGGUAGCGAGAAAAUAUUGUGGGUUUACUAAUGACUAGGGAUUUGGUGCUGAUAAAUCUUGAAAACUCUAUAGUCACGAUUAAGCAGCUCUCUAGCAUUUUGCUAAGAGAUAUAAUAGCAAUUGAUGUUGAAACAAAGCUUGAACCAGUCCUGAGUUACUUUAAAGGUAAUAGCACCCACAUGGGAUUAGUAACUAGAAAACAUAAAGUAAUCGGAAGUGAAUUGAGUAUAAUGAACAUUGGAAUCAUUACAUUAGAGGAUAUUGUUGAAGAAAUUCUUCAAGAAGAAAUUGAAGAUGAGAGAGAAACAUAAAAUCUUAAGGGUGAAAGAAAAUUACUUAAAAACAAGCUUAUUUAUCUCUUCACGAAUCACAAAGCUAAAAAUCAACUUAAUGAAGCCGAAAUUUUAGCGAUUUGUGAAUUUCUUCAUUUAAAAGUAGAUAGUUUUCACACAUCCAUGAUUGAGAAAGAUCAGCUAUACCAUUUGAUUAGCAAUUGUGAUAUAAUAGAUAUUGAAAGUGAUGCUGUCCCUUUUUCCCACAUUGUGAAUGAAUCUAAUAACUUCACCAGAAAUUAAUUGACAUACCUGAAUGAGUACUAAAACAGUGAUUAAAUUCAAUUCGAUAAGCAUUUGUAAAACAUGGAAAUAACAAAAGGAGAAGAAGAUUAAAGGAAGAAAUAAGGAGGAUCAUCAUCUUUCAAAGCAGAAUCUUAAACUAUAUUCGAGAAUAACGCAGAGGAAAUCGAGCUUGAUGAUCAAAUGAGGUAGUAGUAGUAAUAAGAUGACACCUUAUAUACUGAAUCAAAGCUAUUUUUGAAUUAAAGGGAUGUUGAAAAUUUAAAUACCAUAGAAGAUUAUGUAUACGAGGAAUACUAUAGAGUGAAUGAUAGUUUAAUGGGAUCAGUUGAACUGAGACAAAAGCUUAAGGAGAAUAUAGAUCCAAUAUUAUAUGUUAGAGGUGUCCCUGCAAGUGAUUUUUAUCUAAUUCUUCAAGGUGAUGUUCUCGUUUGCUCAGGAUCUGAAGGAUUCUUUAUUAAGCUUAGUUCUUACGAUUAUCUGGGACUUAAAGCACUUUAAGAGAAUGAAUAUAGACCUGAUUUUUCAGCAAAAGUGUUGAAUCAAGCUAAGCUUUUGAAGAUCAAGCAAUCUUAGUACAAUAAAUACGUCAAAUUCUCUGACCACCCAAAAAUUAGAGUUUGA